AUGUCAGCCAUUCGCAAGGCAAGUGUCAGAGCAUGGCCUCAGUCCGCCGACAUCUGGAUCUGCGUAUCAUGUCGGUCCCGGAAAAUCGAGUCAAACCGACGUCUUUUCUCAGCAUUUGCAAGCGAUAGCAACAGAAAGCCGAAACUACUUCACGCAUUUGACAGUCAUGCCCAACUGAGAAGACCUGCAUCAACAGACGCAUCUCAGAAAUCAUCACGAAAUGGCAAACUACCAAAUGCCCCGGCAAGAACGCGCUUUGCUCCAUCUCCAACAGGAUACAUGCACAUAGGAGGCCUGAGGACUGCACUGUUCAGUUAUCUAUUGGCGAAGCGAACGAAUGGUCAAUUCCUUUUGAGAAUUGAAGAUACAGACCAAAAAAGAUUCGUUCCUGAUGCCGAACAACGACUCUGCGAAGAUCUUCAAUGGGCUGGACUCCAAUGGGACGAAGGGCCGCAAGUUGAUGGACCCUACGGACCUUAUAAACAAUCUCAGCGCACUCAUAUCUACCACGAGCAUGCUCAGAGCUUGUUAGAUUCCGGAUCCGCCUAUCGGUGUUUCUGCACGCCCCAGACGUCCGGUCCUGGAGGCGAGAGAGCCGCUUAUGUUACUAGUGGGUGCUAUCAGGACUGUGGCUCGUUGGCAUCAGAAGAGGCCCGAGAUCGUGCCGAGAGCAAGAAAGAGCCAUUCACGGUGCGGUUGAAAGUACCGGAGAAUGCGCACAAGCGUGUGUACACGGACUUGAUCUAUGGCAAGAUUCAGCGAUUGAAGCGAUCGCCUGGUGUCAGCCAAACAGAGGAUGACUCUGGUAUUGAUGCCGCAGAUACGAUUCUGGUGAAGAGUGACGGAACUCCGACCUAUCACUUCGCCAAUGUCGUUGAUGAUCACCUAAUGAAGAUCAGUCAUGUCAUUCGAGGCACGGAAUGGAUGGCCAGCACGCCUCUGCAUUACGACCUUUAUUCUGCUUUCGGCUGGGAGCCGCCCACCUUUGCACACGUUGGACUACUCGUGGACGAGAACAAAGCUAAGCUUUCGAAGCGAAGCAACACUGGUCUUAUCCUCGACGUAAGAGGCAUGCGUGAAGAGCAAGGCAUCUUGCCUGAAGUGCUGUGCAACUUCCUUGCUCUUCUGGGAUGGAGCAACCCUGGACGUAACGACGUCUUGGAGAUGAACGAGUUGAUUCGUGACUUUGACCUGAAGUUCACUAAAGGCAACACCAUCGUCCGCACGGAGAAGCUGUGGUACUUGCAGAAACAGCAUGUGGCGCGAAAAUGCGAGGCCGUCCAAGAAAGCCAGUCGCUCAAACCGAUCGAAUCUCUUGUCAAAGUCGUUCGCAAAGAGGCAGUGGCAGCAUAUCCAGAUGCGCUCAAGUCGAAAUUCUCAACUGAGGAUGAGUUCGACACCUACUGUGCAAAGGUCCUCCUGGCCGACUCGAAGUCCUACCAGACGCCGAAGCAGUAUGUCGAACGGAACCGAUACUUCUUCCACUACGAUCCCACAGAGAUCCAGCACAGCGACAGCUUCACCGAAGGCGCCCAAAGCGUAGCAUAUCAAACGCUUUCAAGAAAACUACUCGAAGAGUUCGAUUUCCACCAGACAUACCGCGAUCCACCUGUAGCUGUCAAGGAGUCGAGCCAUGCCGCCGAGCAAACGGCACAAGACGACAUCCUCUCUACCCUAGAGAACAAAUCAACCCUCAUCCACGCCGCAAUCAACCACAGCAUCUGGCGCGCCCUAGCCAACCCCUUCUGGCUCAUGCUCUCAGCCCAACAGUACAAAGAAGCCGCAAAGACAGGCCAAAUCCCACCUGCCGGCCGGGAACUCGAGUACCUGCCCUUCACACCGAGACCGCUCGAUCUUGAAGCCUACGCAAAGUUUCUCGGCGACAAAGCCACGAAUCCGGCUCUGACGACCGCGGGAGUGGAGGAGACGGUAAAGGCAUGUAAAGAGUGGAAUAAGGGGAUGAUGAGGUUUUUGAGGGAGAAGUUGAGUUAUGGGUUGCCCGGGCCUGGGGUGGGCAUUUUGAUGGCUGUGUUGGGGUAUGAGGAGUGUUGUCGGCGGUUGGGUGUUACGCCGCAGAGAGGAGGUGGGUGGUAG
Zasmidium cellare ATCC 36951 is the source of this 2094-nucleotide messenger RNA. RefSeq lists its product as uncharacterized. Gene Ontology annotation, biological process: glutamyl-tRNA aminoacylation. Gene Ontology annotation, molecular function: tRNA binding; ATP binding; zinc ion binding. The record is from RefSeq and is a predicted model, not a curated record. The transcript is spliced from 2 exons. Lineage: Eukaryota; Fungi; Ascomycota; Dothideomycetes; Mycosphaerellales; Mycosphaerellaceae. Bases 1 to 2094 code for a protein of 697 amino acids.